CAGGCGGGCAGCGCGGCGGCGCGGCAGGAGGCGAGGGAGCGGAGCCGGGCCGGGGCCGCCCUGCCCCGGGGACGCCGGGCAGGUGUCGGGGUGCCGGGUCCCCCCCGUGCCGCCGAGGAUUAGGCAGUGUGCUGAUCGUGGUGGGAAGGAGACAUCGUUCUCAGCAGAGUGGAGAUCCUGACAACAAGCAUAUGUGGACAGCCACAGACACUCCCCACCACUUCAUCCAUCAACCUUUCUGCAGGGGUAGCUGCAGUGAGCUCACACCAAACAUCCUGCCUUGACUGUGCUUUUGGUAGCUGGAGCCCAAAAAAACAUUCAUGUGAGAUCUGAUGGGGCUUGCUUUGGAUCUGCAGUCCCACUCCAGCAUGGCCUCAGGUGUUGCAGGCGGCUGCAGCAGGCAGCGGUGCCAAGGUCUGGGAAGCCAAUCAGGUCCAGGGCUGCUUCUGUGAGGGGAUGCACAGGGACAACGAUGCCCAUCACACAGGACAACGCAGGGGUCUACCUCCCCCUCCUGUGCCAGUGGCUGCAGAACAGCCGUCGGGAGGGGGCUGAGGGUGCUGAGCAGCAGCUCUGCCGCUCAGCUGUACAGAAGCUGAGUGAGUACAUCCAGCUCAACUUCUCUGUGGAUGAGAGCAAUCUGCAGCCAGGCAGCUGCAGCACUUCGGAUACGGAGAUCUGCACCAUGUACCUGGCCCAGGAGAUGCGGAAAAAUGAAGUUCUUGGGUUGAGCUUUGGGAACAUCCCCGCUCUGGGGGACUAUGGGGAGAAGCGUCGGGGAGGGAAGAAGAGGAAGGGGAAUAAGGGACCAGUGCUUGAUGUUGGGUGCAUCUGGGUGACGGACUUGAAGAAAAACAGCCCAGCUGGGAAGUGCGGGAGAGUGCAUCUUAAGGAUGAAAUCCUGUCUUUGAACGGCCAGCUGAUGGUUGGCGUGGAUGUCACCGGUGCGAGUUACCUGGCCGAGCAGUGCUGGAAUGGCGGCUUCGUCUACCUGAUCAUGUUGCGCCGCAUCAAGCGCAAAGCCCCUCUUCCUCCCUCCAACGGCAACAACAGCAACAGCUGUGACCCCAAAGCCAAGCCCAGCCCAGAACCCAGCGACAGGGCUGCUCAGAAUGGGAAAAGGACCAGGAAGUUUGGGGUCAUCACCAGAACACCAGGCAGCAAGGACAGCAAAGAAAAGCCAGCUCCGGAGCAUGGGAACGGGCACUGCACCCCGAUGGAGGUGGAGGUUACUCAGCCAGAGACCUUGGAAGCAGAAAGCAACGGGGAAGAGCAGAUUCAGGGCACUGGGGGACAGUACCAUUGCCGACUGUCAGAUGGUGGUGUGCCAGACAUAGGUGACCAGUCUGCCCAGCGAGAAGGUUGCCGCAUAUGGAAGAUGCAUAUCCUGAAGGGGACAGACGGGCUGGGAAUCCAGAUAACAGGAGGCAGAGGGUCAAAGCGAUCCCCUCACAGCAUCAUUGUCACCCAUGUAGAAGAAGGAGGCUCUGCACACAGAGAUGGCAGGCUGACGGCAGGUGAUGAGCUCCUCAUGAUCAACGGGCAGUCACUGGUUGGGCUCUCCCACCAGGAUGCUGUGGCUCUUCUUCGCUCAGCUGCUGGCCUGGUGCAGCUGGUGGUCGCUAGCAAGGAAUCUGCUGAAGGGGAUUUUCUGAAGUACCCAUCUACCAGUUUGCCAGACUUGCUUAGCACUUGCUCAGUCCAAGACUCUGUCUCUUGCACUGACAAUAAGGAAAAUGAGGAGCCAGAAGAAGAUGUGAAAAGAGUGAAUGCAUCUCCUGAAAAACCGGUCAUUGUAAUGGAAACUGAGAAGUCUCAAGAUCCAGCUUGUGCAGAAGCGUCCAAAGGAAGCAACCCAAGUCCAAACCUGGGAAGCGGCAUACUGAAAUACAGAAGUCGAUCCCAAGGUGCUGGGUCCCGUUUGGAGUCCGUGGGAGAAGACGAUGAGCUGAUGGUGGAAAAUGGAGAAUCGACUUAUGAAAUAGCAGUGAAAUAUUCCCGAGGUGGAAGAAAACACUCUCUGCCCCAGCAGCUGGAGUCGGCAGGAGCCAGGCAGGACUACCAUAUAGUGAAGAAAUCCACCCGUUCCUUCAGUGCCGCCCAGGUGGAAUCUCCAUGGAGACUGACCCAGCCGUCCAUCAUUUCCAACAUUGUCCUGAUGAAAGGGCAAGGCAAGGGUCUUGGAUUCAGCAUUGUGGGAGGUCAGGAUUCUGCUCGUGGACGCAUGGGGAUUUUUGUGAAGACUAUAUUCCCAAAUGGAGCAGCAGCUGCUGAUGGAAGGCUUAAAGAAGGGGAUGAAAUCCUGGAAGUUAAUGGAGAGUCUCUACAAGGACUGACCCAUCAGGAGGCCAUUCAGAGAUUUAAGCAACUCAAGAAAGGUGUGGUGACCCUGACAGUGCGCACGCGGCUGCGCAGCCCAAGCCUCACACCCUGUGUGACUCCCACCUUGCUGAGCCGCUCCAGCUCCCCCAGCUCCAGUGCUAGUGGUGGCAUGCCAGCCCCUGGUGCCGAUGAGGCAGACGGUUCCUCCUCCAGCCGCAAAGGACCUGGCCCAAAGGACAGGAUUGUCAUGGAUGUGACGCUCAAUAAAGAGCCAGGGGUUGGGCUUGGCAUUGGUGCCUGUUGCCUCACGCUGGAAAACAGUUCUCCAGGGAUAUACAUUCACAGUCUGGCCCCAGGAUCAGUGGCUAAAAUGGAUGGCAGAUUAAGCCGUGGUGACCAGAUCCUGGAGGCAGAUUCAGUGAGCCUGCGUCACGCAGCAUUAAGCGAAGCCUACGCCAUCCUGAGUGAAUGUGGUCCGGGUCCAGUCAGCCUAAUCAUUAGUCGGCAUCCUAACCCAAAGGUUUCUGAGCAGGAGAUGGAUGAAGCAAUCGCACGUACUACCCACCGAGAGAGCAAGGAUUCCAACUCCUCUCACGUCUCAGGAGCUGUACAAAAAAGUCCAUCUCCUAGUGUGAAGGUCAAACAAGGAGAGACCUCAUCUCCCCUCAGCUGGACUAUGAAACGCUUCCUGGAGCCAGCAAGCCGGCAGGGGUCUGUCAGCUCUGAGGCAGAGCUUUCCCAGUACUUCUCGCAUGAUGGUACAAGCCAGCUCCCAUAUUCUGAUGCUGUAACAGGCUCAUGUGAUGAAGAGCAUCUCCGUCAGAAGAACAGAAGCAGUUUGUUGGAUGAUGGUUCUCUUCUUCCUGGCAACCUGACUGCCAGAGAAGCAGGAGUGGGAAAAGCAAAUGGUCCAACUUCUCCUAGUAGUGGGAGAUUGUCGAGUCUUCACAACAAGCAUGUGGAGUCUGUCCGACCAGGCAUCCUCAGUGACAGCCCCAAAUCUGCCCGCAGCCCCUUUCAUCGACAGAGAAGGGUUGUGUUCUAUGAUGGUGAUGUUAGUGAUGAUGACGAAAGUUCCCACUUACAAAGAAGCCAGAGGGCCAAGAGCCAGGAGGAUGCUGGCGUUGUCAUUACAACCUUGUCUGUAGAAAUCGAUGAUGAGAGCCAGGACAGUGGGUCCCCUAGAUAUAGUAGCACAGACACAUCUUCCCCUGUCUUCAGCAAUUCUGUGGAGUCUGCAGACAGCACAUUGGAGCAAAUUGACUCUCCCUUCUUCCCCAUCAUAGCAUUCGAUUACUCAAGUGUGCCUGAAGUUCGUCUUGGCAGCCUGAGUCUGAAAGAGCUCCGGGAAGCACAACUUGAAUCUAAGAGAUCCCCAAAACUUGAGCACAGAGCAGUCACAAGAGUGAAAAGCAUGAUGAGCACUGAGUGCAGAAGCCUUCAGAGGCAGAGGAUGGAGGAGCAUGGCUCUUAUAACAAGCCUGUUGCAAGAAUGCUCCCUCACAGCAAGAAGUGUGAAGCACCAGACGGAGCUGGGCAGGGCCAAGGUGAAAUAGUCACCUUGGUUCGCAAUGAGCACGAGUCAUUUGGCCUGGAUUUGGAAAUCCAGGCCAUGCCUUUAAAGGUUGUUGUCACAGGCCUGCGGCCAGGUGGAGCAGCAGAAAUGGGAUCAAUGGGCAAGAUGGCUGUAGGAGAUGAGAUUACCACCAUCAACAGUAUCCCAGUCAGUAAGAUGACGUACGAAGAAAUCUGCAUGCUUAUGCAGUGUCUUCCCACGUCUGUAACCCUGGAGAUCCAGAAAGUAACACCAGCUGUCAGCAGAUUUACAAACCUCAUCCUGUCUCCGGGGAUAGACAGUCAAAAUCAAGCCGACGUCAACAGCAUCCUCGCAACUGAGGAAGAGCCGAGUGCUGGGAAGCGAGGAGCAGCAGGUUUGCAAAGCGCUGGCUGUGCAGUGGAGAGAACAACAGUGCCACCUGAUGCCACGAGCAGAGACGUGCAGAGAUGUACCAUGGAAAGCAGCCGCCCCGAGGGCUGCGCUGCCGUCCCCGUCACCGAUAUCGAUGACCUGGUCAGCCGGAUGGGUGCUCCCGAGAGCAGGGCUUCACGCACCCCAUCGCGAGCGGAAAGCCCCUUCCGAGAGGAGUACACGACGAUGUGCUGCUGUGGGACCGACGAAGGCUGUCCGGGUUCUGAGCCACGAGCGGCCAAGGAGGAGCUGCAGGAAAAAACUGUGAAUUGUGGAGCUAACGCACAAGGGGUUUUGGGGCUGUCUGUGUUGGACACCAUUAACACAGGCAAACUUUUUACUGUGAAUAAAAACUCAUUAAAUAACUAUUCUAGAAAUUACAGCAGCUUAAAUGAGGAUGAGCUGUCUGCAGCAAACGCUCCGGAAGGAAAGAGAAGUGAAUCAUUUCCAAAGUCCAUGUAUGGGGCUGCAGACGAUUCUCACUCAGACACAGAGUCUGUCACAGAAGCCUUUGAUAGUGCUAAUGAGGUGUUGCUUGGGGCCUGCACUACUGCUGCUGCUAACACCUCUGCAGUCUGUACUGUAAUUGAGUCGGAUGAGGAGCAGAUUGAGAUUUGUUGCAUGAACAAUGAGCCUCAAAAUCCCACACAGGAGCAGCAUCUGUCAUCUGGAAGACAAUCAUCCUCUGUGUCUGCGCUGGACCCUUACACCAGCAAGGGUUUGCAAACUGAGGGCUGCGCAAUGUGUGGGUCACUGGAGACAAGCAUCAACAAACUAAGCUUGGAAGAUCACGGUGGUUCCACUCUGUGUCCUUCACAGUGUUCAGAUGUAUCUUCUACAUCCUUGUGUCCUCCUGCCUCAGUUUUCCUGCCAGAAAAAAACAUCCUAAAGAAUUCAGUCAAUAUCCCUGAAGUUUACUCUUUCUGUAACAACGGUGCCUUAAGUACAGAACAACAGAUGGGUUUGGGAAACAGUAACAGACGUAUGAAAUGCUGUGAAACCAUUGAAGAGGAAGGGUCUCUGCACUGCAAAAAGAUAAGCUUCUGCUCUGCUAGGAAUGUUAGUGGCUUGGAGAACAACUUGCUUGAGAAAGAAGGGUAUCAUGAUGAGCAGAGAUCCAAAUCUGAAAGUGAAACGGUGGUUGAUGACUGUAAUCAUGCUGUCAGUUAUUGCUUAGUGAAGAAAGAAGCCAACAGUUUGUCCAACUUGUGCAAAACAGACAGCAAUCAUGUGAAUGCGUCAUCAUCAAGAACAUUAUCUCUCAGGUCUCCUUUUCCCACUAAAUCUAAAGAUCCAAAGGCUAAUACAACUCAUGAUUUGCCGGGGAAAAAUGAGAAAACUAACUCUGUGACUUCAGGAAGGACUUCAAAUGGAAAAGUCCAAAGCUCAGGCACAAAUCACUGCAAAGGAGCUGCAGUACCGCACAGCCCAUCCUCACAGAAGAAAUCCUGUCAGGAAUCUAAAGGAAUGGCACAAAGAAGUAUAAUGGACACUCUUUUAAAUAAUCAGAAAGCCAAAGCAGGACCAAAGCUAAAAGGGUUCACCAUCAAAGGCAAAGCAAAGGCAAAUUCAGAUUCUUCUGGCAUUAGUCCUACCAAAGUCAGUGGGGUCAGUGGGGCUGAUCAGAAAAGGGCUUCUGUUUCUCCACAGCUGUCCCCCAAACUCAUGGGGAAGAAAACACCAUUGUCCCGUAGUUCACCUACAAACCCAGAUCCUGGCAAGAGUAUUUCAGCAGCCUCAAGGGCUCUGAAGUCAGAGCUAGAAAAUAAACCAUCUUUGGUCAUUUCUGAGGACUCACUUCUGCCUCUCCUGAAUGGCACCAGCAGCCCUAAAGCAUGCAGUGAAAUGAAAUGUGGCUCUGGGGAGCUACCAGACCUGCAACAGGCAUGGGGAAAUCUAAAAGAAAAACAAGUUUCCAUGCAGCCUGCGAUGUGUCAGGGCAAGGGUGCUAAGGUGGAUGAUUUCAGAGCCAGAGACAGUCAGUCCAAAGUCACUCCAUCUCGUCAGGGGAUACCAAAAGUUGAAUGUAUGAAAGGGAGGACUGAGAACCCUGGAACAGGCCUGAAUGCAAUCAAGAGCAUCUAUAGUGCAGAUGACCUUAGGCAAUUAGAUCUGCAAAAUGUAGGACCAUCUGCUUCAUCCAGGUCCCCCUCAGUUCAGCAGGAACAGCUGGAAGGACAAGAGAUCCAGCGGACUUUCAUUGAGGUGAAGCUUUCCUCCUCAACAUCAUCCUCUUCCUCCUCUUCCUCUGCCUCUUCCUCACCAGCAUCAUUUUUACAGCUGCCGUUGCUGGAGAAAACAGAAGAGGCGAACACAGAAGUGCCUCGUCUGGCUGAGGAAAUGGGGACCAUGCAGUAUUUCUCAAAAGCAGAUACUGCCGGGGACAAAAGUCUCUAUGGCUUGUCAAAGCCUGUGACAAGGACUUACUCAAUGCCAGCCCAGUUAUCAGGUCACUUGAGAGAGGAAUGCCAUAUUGCAGAGGUUAACCCUGUACAAGGCCCCCAGAGCCAAGCUGCAAAUGAGAAAUACCCCCAGGCAGCAACAGGGAUGUUAAAGACGGUCCAUCUGAACCUUCAAAAUGGCCAGAAGGAGCAGGCAUAUACCCCCAAGAGCACCCAGAGGGUCCAUGACACAUCCCCCUCAGCCAGUGACAUUAGUUGCCCCACUAUUGAUAAGCUGAGAAGCUUCAGGAGGAAUUACUACUACUAUGAGCUGAACUGGCCGCAUGAACCUAUCUCAUCCUUCUCUGUCAAACAGAGGAUCAAAUCCUUUGAAAACCUGGCAAAUUUCGACCGGCCCAUCGUGAAGGCCAUCGAUAUACACUCGGCCGUGAGGUCCCCUCUUGCCAGGAGGUCGUGUGGUGGGAUGGUGCCCACAGCCACUCCUGCAGAGGCACCACGGGCUUUGCGGCGCAGCUUGAGCUCCUACGGCGGCAGCCCAAGCCCUGCCAACACCAUGGCCAAGGCCCCCUCCAGCGCAGAGCCCAUGCGUGUGGCAGAACGCGGUGGGGCGGAAGGAAGGCCCCAGAGGAGCGAGGAUGGUGGCACUGGGGCAGACACAGCCUCCACCUCACAGGCACGCCGCAGCCGGGGCCUGGGGCGUCCGCCGCUGUCCCGCUCCAGGCUGCGGGAGUUGAGGGCCCUCAGCAUGCCCGACCUGGACAAGCUGUGUGAAGACUUCUCUGGGCCAUCACAGCCUGCUUGCUUCAAGACAGAGCUGGAGAUCACCCCCCGCAGAGCCCUUGGUGUGCCUGCCAUGGGUGACACAGCCCCGCCAGCCCGUGGUGGUCCCAGGAUGGGAACGGGUGCCAACAGCCCUCAGGACAGCGGCUCGGGGACAUCGGAUGAUGACAUGCCCCAGUGCAGGUCUCCGGAUGGGGAGUGCUCUGAAAACAGUUGGUCCAUCAGCUUGGAUCAGCUGCUUGUCUCAACCCUGGACCAGCAAAAACUGCAGUCUGUUUUGUCAGUUGUAGUACCAAAAUGUGACAUUGCUGCUAUGCUCCAAGUCGUCAAAGCACAAGUAAAGAGCAAAGAAGACACAUACUUUGUAGUCUUGCACAAAGAAGAAGGAGCUGGCCUGGGAUUUAGUGUUGCUGGAGGAACAGAUCUGGAACAGAAAUCGAUCACAGUCCACAGAGUGUUUUCAAAGGGAGUGGCAUCUCAAGAAGGGACUAUCCAUCGAGGAGAUCUUGUUCUGUCAAUCAACGGCAAGUCUCUUGAGAACUCAGUCCACGGGGAUGUCCUGACUACUCUUCAUCAGGCAAGACUGUACAGAUAUGCGGUCAUUGUCAUCCAAAAGGAAAAAGACAAAGCAAACAAUCCCUCCAGACUUGAGAUAUCAGCUACUGGCAGAAAAUGUGGGGGGUCUGGAAAGGACGUUUCCAUGGAAAUGGGAACAGAUCCAAACCUGGAUAUGAAUGAUGUCAUCUGCGUUGAAUUACUGAAAACCUCUGCUGGCUUGGGAUUCAGUCUUGAUGGUGGAAAAGCUUCCAUUGCUGGAGAUAGGCCCUUGCUUGUGAAAAGAAUAUUUAAAGGUGGUGCUGCGGAGCAGUCUGGAAGCAUAGAAAGUGGAGACGAAAUUCUUGCUGUUAGUGGAAAAUCAUUGCUUGGUCUCAUGCAUUACGAUGCCUGGAACAUUAUUAAAUCUGUGCCAGAGGGCCCUGUUCAGUUACUAAUAAGAAAACACAGAACUUCAGUGUGAUAGAACAUCUGAUCACACUUGCUAAGACAAAACAUUUAAACCUGGCUAGAAGCUGUCUUUGUUUCUAAAGCCACACAGAAGUGUCUUAAUGCUCUACAGAGAGGUGCUAAGAGCCCUGGAGAACCACUGAGCAAGCAUGUGAUGAGCAUCAUAAAAUCUCACCUAAUUAUCGAGGAUGAAGGAAACCAAAUGUUAAGAGACAUUUUUGUAUUAUGUGGCAGUUUUAAUGAAACUUCAAGACCUCUCCUGGGUUUGAUUUAAAGUAUUUUAAUCACAAUAAAUAACACUGUGCCUGUCCCUGAUAUUUUAGUAUCUGCAGAGCGUUGGGAGUAUAACUUGUUGGUUGCCAUCCUGUUGACAAGGAUGAGUAUUUAGCCUGUACUAUAGCUGUAAUAAGACUUCAGGAUACUUACCUAGGGUUUGGUCCUUUUUUUGUUGUAAUAAGAGAAUGUCUGGAACAAUCUCACUUUAUUCUUCUAAGUGCAGUUUUGCUAAGAAUGCAUGACAAAAGAGUAUAAUUUUGCACAACUUUUAUGCCUAAAAAAUGAGCAUUUUAUUGCAAAGCUGAAAAAUCCUUUUAAAACCAAUCUACUAACUCAGCAUCCACUACAACUGAAUCUGCUCUUAGAUGAAGCUUGUAUCUGAAAGCACUUGGCAUUGAUGCAGUAGAAAUUUGUGAGCAAGAAAAUCAUGUCCAAAUGAUAGGUGAUUGUCCACAAAGGGGUAGACUGAGAUGUUAGUUGUGAUUAAAAUGAGAGCGACAAGAAUUGGGGCCUGAGUUGUCAAAUUUAGGCUUUUAAUGUUAAGCACCUUGAAAAUACAUAUAUUUUUAAAAGAGAGAGAAUUUCAAUUGCAGAGCACUUGUACAUCCCACAGACUUCAGCUACAGCUAAGUAUGUCACAAAGCCAGGCUGCUUUUUUUUGGCAGCAAGAGAAUUGAGGCUGCCUGACUUGAAAGACUCAGGCUGGAGAAUGGCAGUCUAGUAACGGGGAUUAUAACAGAUUAAAUCUGAGCUGGUUGUAUUUGUGGCUUUUAAUUGCUCUUUUUUGUUUUCUCCUGUCCAAUACCUAUUUUUUUGCUAGUGUGAAACUGGGCAAGGAAGUUUAUGGAACAUACAAGUGUGCCCACCUGCAUCAGGAAUGGGCUGAUGCCUGAGGCUUCUGGGUGAUGAAACUGAAAACUGUUUGUGUAGAUGGGAGAAACCAUGAGGUUAGAUAACAACAAAACUGAAAGGGUUGCUGUGCUAUGGAUGCUUACUUUGGAUUUUCUCACCUCUACUAGACAGCAGAGGUUUCAGUAGCAAGCCAUGCUACUGUUACUUAUAGUUUGCUGUGUUGGGAGGAAGGUGUAUGGUGCAAGAGAUUAGACUCUGUUAUUUCUCUUUCUACAUCUGGGAUAGCUAAACAACAUAAAAGAAAUGCAGGAGGAAAUGGGCCAGUGUCCUUAUCAGCUGAGAACAAGUUGUUUGUUCCAGAGUGCUCAGGUUGUUUGUAGUGGUAGGCUGGAGACUGCCUGCAGCCAACAUGCCCAGCAUGAAGAGCUUUCAGCCUGAAACCAGUCCAAAUCUGACAUGCUGCCUACAUUUAUAGUGAGCCAAGACACUAUGUAGCUGUUACAAAAAGGUCUGGGCUUGUUGCUUGGCCCUACCCCAAGACCAUACUAUAGUUCAUAGAAUCAUAGAACAGUUAGGGUUGGAAAGGACCUUAAGAUCAUCUAGUUCCAACCCCCCUGCCAUGGGCAGGGACACCUCAAACUAAACCAUAUCACCCAAGGCUUCGUCCAACCUGGCCUUGAUCAGUUUUACAUUCAUUCCACAGUGAGUACUUGGAGCAUAUGCUCCCAGGUUACUGGAGCUCUCACUUUGGUUCAUUUCUGUGACAGCUUCAUUAGCCUGCAACUCAUGAUGUGCAGAGGAAAAUUCAGUUCUGUAAGGCAACCAGGUGAGCAAAAAAGCUGUGCAGUGUUUGCCUAAAAAUGAGCAGAUUAAAUUCUUUUUCAGUGACAUAUUAGCAUGUGAAUCCAGGAAGAGAUGCCACUUUUGGUUACAGGAAAGGGAAUACUGUACAUAGUAGUACUGCUUUGCCUGCAGGAUUUCUGUUAAAACUAAUUCAGGUUAAGUGCUGUGAAAUGACUCUGGAGUUGGGUCCCCUGUGACCCCAAAGCUCAGACACUCUGUCAGGACUGGUCCUUGCCUCUGGUCACCUUUGUGGCAGGAGAAGCUUCAGGAGGAUGCAGCACUUGGGGUCAGAGGAUCACACUGAGGUUGCAGGCCUGCACUGGGAUAAGAAAGGUUACCCCUGCAUAUUUGCUGAAAACAAGAAGACAUUUGGCAAUGACAAUUAAAUGGUGAGGCCUUGUUCAGGAGUGACCAAAAUCUGACUGUAAUAGCGUGUAUAAUAGAUACAUAAAAUGCAUGUGGAAUUUAAUGCAGCGUAGUGAGUACAUACCUGUAUACGUAUAAUACGUACAAGUGCAGUACUGACUUUUUGCUACUUUAAUGUGGUAAAUCACAAUUGUGUUUUAGGAAAUGGGUUGGGUUUUUUUUUGUUGGUUUUUUUUUCAGUCCACUGUUUAACAUUUUGGAGGUUCCAACAUAGGGAGGUGUAUGUCUCCCUCACUCAUAAACUGGUGUAGCUCAAAGGUAAAGUCUUCAUUUUGUAAAUUAAGCUCAAUUUGAGGUGUCCUAAGAUGAUACGUGGUGAGUAUUUUCAGAUGCUUAUUUGCAGGUACUGUUCAUUGUGAGUGAUUUAGAAGGUUUUCAUUUUUCAGUAAUCAAGUACUGUUCAGUAUUUUAUUUUACAUGCACGUAGAUAUGUGUUGGCUGAGUAACAGCAAGGAAAAGCGGGGAUUUUUUUGUGUGUGAUUCAGUAGUGGGUAUAAUUUAAAAGAUAGGUUCAAUAUUUUAAGUCUGAUAGUUACUGUGGGGUAGAACGAUACACUACUAACAUUAGAGCAAGAAAAAGAAUAGUAUUUAACCCUGUUUCUGUUCCUGAAAAUACUUUGUGUGUGUGUGUGUGUGUAAAAGAACCAAAAACAUCUUUACAGAUGCUAGCAGUGUUGAUACAAUUACAGUAGCAUUUCCUGAUGUCUUUGUGGGAGGGACCUUCCCCAUAAGGCCCCAGGAAUUGUGCAAUAUGGGUGUCUGGUUAGACCAAACAGAUGUAGUGAACCUCCAGUUAUGCACCUGGCAAAGUCAAUGUUAUUUUUCUGAGAGCCUGGUUGCACUAAGAUGACAGAGGGCGUUGCAUUAGUUCAUCAGUAUUCAGUAGGUUCAUGAGCAUUUUUGGCCCUGGUGUUUGUAUAUCAGUCCCCACGGUGAUGCUUUUCCAUGCCGGAGGGUUGGCCAAGCUCUAGGAGAGUGUUGACUCUACAGAGAUUGCAGCUGCAUCUUGGAAGACCAAAAAAUCAGGAUGAAGUUAUGCACUUGAUUCACAACUCUACGAGGGACCUGAAGGCAUUCAGAUAAGGUGAAUUUGCUCUUAGAUGGAGGAGGUCUGGUGGACGGCUUUGUCAUUCCCAGGCCUGGGGCAGCUCAGAGCGUGCAUCCUGGAUAUGAGAGUGGGCUCUGGUGUGAUACUGCCAUUGCAUAUUCUGCAGCCUUUCGUACCUGGAAGUUCUGUCUGGGUUCUGUGGGGACCGCAUCUGAAUUAAAAACUGUGAGAUUAGGCCUGAAUUAGGGAGAGAACAACAUCUGAGUACUUUCUUGCUAAAAAAAUGAUACGAGUUCGGAUAAGUAUUAAGAAGCCUGUUAAGUGAUUCGUAUUUUCUAAUGACCUUCGCUUAAAAUUAACUCUAGUUAAUUUUAAUAGUUCUGCAGUGGUUCUUGUCAAAAUCUGAAUGAACUGCGUGCAGAUGGGGAUAUUUACCUGCUUCUAUGUUUAGGGUAUGUAAAUGUACAAGUGGAAAUAUUGAUGAGCAGUAGACUAGACCAUGUGAGAAAUGGGGAUCCCACUGUACUUGGUUUUUGUGUGUUAGGCUGAUACACUUAUUGUAUGAUACUGUAUAUUUACACUUUUAUUUAUAUAAAUAAAACUUCUUAAUGAGAACUGUUUAAUAUGCCUUGUAUAUUAUAAAAAAGUGAGUGCAAUAACAUGAAAUAGAUUGUACAUUUUUCAAUUUGCUGUCUCUGUUAUGUAAAUCUGUAUCUCCAUAAACUGUUUUGUUUGGGUUUUUUAGUGAUUUUGAAAAUAAAUGGUAUCCUUAGUACUCCUCUA
Messenger RNA from Melopsittacus undulatus (budgerigar), 12706 nucleotides. RefSeq names its product PDZ domain containing 2 (gene PDZD2). NCBI's taxonomy places the organism in Eukaryota, Metazoa, Chordata, Aves, Psittaciformes, Psittaculidae. Gene Ontology annotation, molecular function: cytokine activity. Bases 473 to 8491 code for a protein of 2672 amino acids. The transcript is spliced from 25 exons. The record is from RefSeq and is a predicted model, not a curated record.